GGGUAUAUAUACUUCCCCGUGUAUCUUGUUUCUACACCUGUCCGCUCGAACCCUAUAUGGUACAGCCAUGGAUAGCAAAAACAGUAGUCCGUGGUCGUUCAUACUCCCAAUUUUCUUGCUUUGCUCAUCUCUAUGCACCCACCUCUGUCUUGGCACAGACACGCUCGAUGCAAAUCGGUCUCUAUCUGGUAAUCAAACCUUAACCUCCUUGGGUGGCAACUUUACGCUUGGCUUCUUCUCGCCGGGUAACUCCACGUACUCUUACAUAGGCAUCUGGUAUAACAAAAUCAGCGUGCAAACCGUCGUCUGGGUUGCCAACCGAGACAACCCCAUCACUGACAGGCACUCCACUGAACUGAAGGUCUUGGGUGGCAAUCUUGUGAUUGUUAACAACUCCGAAGUCCCCGUUUGGUCCACGAAUCUGACUGCUUCUUCAUCUGGAUCGAGCUCCAUGGUGGCGGUUCUUGAGGACGACGGCAACUUCGCUCUCAAAGCGGCGCCGAAUUCUUCCGUGACUCUGUGGCAGAGCUUUGAUCACCUGACGCACACGUGGCUUCCCGGUGCCAAAUUAGGGAUCGACAAGCGCAAAAACACGAGUCAGCACUUGACAUCAUGGAAGAACGCCGAGGACCCUUCGACAGGUUUGUUCUCUCUCCAUCUCCAGCCAUCCAGUGACGGUGAGUACUACAUAUGGUGGAAUGAGUCUAAGCAAUACUGGACUAGUGGGGCGUGGGACAAUCAGAUGAAAAUUUUCUCUUUGAUCCCUGAAAUGAGAUUGAACUAUAUUUACGAUUUCAAAUAUGUGGACAAUGAGAACGAGAGCUACUUCACCUAUUCAGUCAAAAGCUCCGCCAACACCACAUCAAGGCUUGUGAUUGAUUUUUCUGGGCAGAUCAAGCAGUAUUCCUGGUUGCCUUCUUCCCAGUUGUGGAACUUGUUCUGGUCGCAGCCCCGGCAACAAUGUGAGGUGUAUGGACUUUGUGGGCCUUUCGGUGUUUGCAGCGAGAAUACCAUCAAUUUCUGCAGCUGCUUGCCUGGGUUUAGCACCACGUCUAUGAGGGAUUGGAAUCUGAGCGAUUGGUCUGGCGGUUGCAAGAGGAAUUUAGACUUGAAUUGUGAGGAAAAUGCUUCAAAUGCGGAGAGAGACCAUUUCUCGCUUAGUUCUAACAUGAAAUUGCCUGAUGAUCACCAAUCUUCAGAUGUCGAGAGCGAUACAGAAUGCCGAGCUGCUUGUUUGAGAAAUUGCUCUUGCACGGCUUAUGCUUUCGAGAAUAAUGCCUGCUCAAUCUGGAUUGGGGAUCUCGUCAAUGCACAACAGCUCUCACAAAGUGACACCAAUGGAAAAAGCUUCUAUCUCAGGCGUGCCGCUUCUGACGUUCAGGAUACGAGCAAGAAGAGCAAUGUAAUUGCGAUAAUUGCAGGAUCUGUUAGCUCCGCAGUAGCGAUAUUAGCCAUUGUCUUGUUUGGCGUUUGGAGAUGGAGGAGAAGGGCAACCGUAAAAACAAAGACAAUGGAGGGUUCGCUGAUAGUUUUUGCAUACCGGGACUUGCAAGUAGCAACAAAGAAUUUCUCAGAGAAGUUGGGUGGGGGUGGGUUUGGUUCAGUUUUCAGAGGAACAUUACCUGAUUCAAGUCACAUAGCAGUCAAGAAGCUUGAAAGCAUAAGCCAAGGAGAGAAGCAAUUCCGAACAGAAGUAAGCACAAUCGGCACCAUCCAGCAUGUGAAUCUUGUUAGGCUCCGCGGGUUUUGCUCUGAGGGUGAAAAAAGGCUGUUGGCCUACGAUUUCAUGCCAAAUGGUUCCUUAGACUAUCAUCUCUUUCAUAGAAAGGACUCGAAGACCUUGGAUUGGAAAACAAGGUACCAAAUUGCUUUGGGAACAGCUCGAGGUCUGGCUUAUCUCCAUGAAAAGUGUAGAGACUGCAUCAUACAUUGCGACAUCAAGCCAGAGAACAUCCUUCUAGAUGCUGAAUUCUGUCCAAAAGUGGCAGAUUUUGGCCUGGCAAAGCUUGUUGGCCGAGAUUUCAGCAGGGUAUUGACUACCAUGAGAGGCACAAGAGGGUAUCUUGCGCCAGAGUGGAUCUCUGGAGUGGCCAUAACAGCAAAAGCUGAUGUUUAUAGCUAUGGAAUGAUGCUUUUUGAGUUUGUGUCAGGAAGGAGGAACUCAGAGCUAUCGGAAAAUGGGGCCGUCAAGUUCUUCCCAACAUGGGCUGCUAGUAAGAUAGCUGAAGGAGGUGACCUGCUUGAUCUUUUGGACCCAAACUUGGAGACAAACGCUCAUACUGAAGAGCUAACUAGGAUAUGCAGAGUUGCUUGCUGGUGUGUUCAAGAUGAGGAAACUCACAGGCCAUCGAUGGGGCAGGUUGUUCAAAUACUCGAGGGGGUGUUGGAUGUGAACCUGCCCAGGAUACCGAGAGCCCUUCAACUGCUUCUUGAUAAUCAGGAGCAUGUAGUUUUCUUCACUGAGUCAUCAUCAUCGAACCAGAAUUCCCAGACGAAGAGUAAUGCCUCAACUGCUUCCUUGCAGAACCCAAAUAGUUCAUCUUCGACGAAGUCCGAGUCUUGAGGAUGAUAAGAUAAAUGCGUAGUACAAGAAGUGCUUCAGUUGGAUAGUGCAUAUGCUCUUCUGCUUUUUCUGUAGUCAAGAGAGAACCUCAGCAUUCGCGGCUUGGCUUUCUUGGGGCUUUUCCCCUAGCUUUUUUCGUUAAAUAUAGCUACAAGCAAGCUUCGAAUAAGUGCUAGGCCAGACCAGUUGUAAAGAUCCUUCAUUCUAUACAAUGAUCUGCUGUCAGGCGCGUGUGUAGUAGCCUGCGUAUAAGGCGUCUAUCUUCACUGCAUUUGGACUUUUAUAGCAUCGAUUCAUUGUUCGUCCCUCCUGCCUUUUGUAACAAGGACAACAUAUAUUGCGGGGAAAUAUAUAUGAAGACGUAUAAGCUACAUUUA
Molecule: messenger RNA, 2940 nt
Organism: Eucalyptus grandis
Lineage: Eukaryota; Viridiplantae; Streptophyta; Magnoliopsida; Myrtales; Myrtaceae
Product: G-type lectin S-receptor-like serine/threonine-protein kinase At2g19130
Exons: 1
Coding region: 68-2563 (831 amino acids)
Biological process (GO): recognition of pollen; protein phosphorylation
Molecular function (GO): ATP binding; protein serine/threonine kinase activity
Source: RefSeq, a predicted model, not a curated record